This is a messenger RNA of Clonostachys rhizophaga, 432 nucleotides long. The record is from the annotation of a GenBank genome assembly. Lineage: Eukaryota; Fungi; Ascomycota; Sordariomycetes; Hypocreales; Bionectriaceae.
AUGCGCUUCUCCGUCGCCGCCGUUGCCGCCACUCUUGCAGCCACCGCCCAGGCUCGCAUCUAUGGCAUCUCUGUCCCGGAGACCAUUAAACCCGGAGAUAAAGUUGAACUCAAGAUCAUCAGCCAGGGCUACAUCCAGAGAGUCGACGAUAUCGCCAUUGCUUUCGGCUACAACUCCAAGGCAGCCGCCUACCCCGACACUCUCGGCAACCUUCUCGACUCUUUCUAUCUUGGCCCUGAUGAGUCCAACCUGGGACAAGCAGUCAUCGUGAAGAGUGUCACGUUCCCUGAUAGCAUUGCCGCUGGGGAGGGUGUUGUUUCUGCUGGCCUCUACAGCCUGUAUGGCGUUAGCAAGGGCCCAACCUUGUCCAACUACAAUGUCACCAUCACCUUUGGCGACAGCACCUCCACUACGUACAAGAACAGCUUUUAA